AUGGAGCAGCAGGCGCGGUGGCCGGACGUGCCGCCGUGCUACCGCUUCACGCCGACCGCGCGGGAGCUCAUCCGCUACUACCUCAACCCCUGGGUGGCCAACCCCGGCCAGACGCCGCCGUUCGGGGAGCCCGAGGGCGUCGUGUGCGCCGCCGACGUCUACAGCGCGGACCCCGGCACGCUCACGUCGCGGCUCCGCCGCUUCGGCCACGACGACGGCAACUGGUACUUCCUCUGCGUCGCCCGCUGGAAGGACGGCAACGCCGGCACCCGGAUGAGCCGCGCCGUCCGGGGCGGCGGCACGUGGCACGGCUCCGGGAAGCGGGUCGCCGUCCCCCGCCACGGGUACCGCCAGACCUUCGAGUACCGCGACGCCGCCGGCGACAAGAGCGCCUGGCUCAUGGAGGAGUUCGGGAGCAGCAUGCCCGAGGCCACCGACGGCGAGGGCGUCAGGGUCAUCUGCAGGGUGCACCGCACGCCGAGGGCGGCGGCGGGCGGCGACGACGGCGGGGAGGAACACCAAGAAGAAACCGACGAGGUCUAG
Panicum virgatum (switchgrass) is the source of this 543-nucleotide messenger RNA. RefSeq names its product NAC domain-containing protein 101-like. Lineage: Eukaryota; Viridiplantae; Streptophyta; Magnoliopsida; Poales; Poaceae. The transcript has a single exon. The coding region runs from base 1 to 543 and encodes 180 amino acids. Gene Ontology annotation, molecular function: DNA binding. Gene Ontology annotation, biological process: regulation of DNA-templated transcription. The record is from RefSeq and is a predicted model, not a curated record.